This is a messenger RNA of Eimeria tenella, 1062 nucleotides long. RefSeq lists its product as uncharacterized. Lineage: Eukaryota; Apicomplexa; Conoidasida; Eucoccidiorida; Eimeriidae. The transcript has 4 exons. The annotation marks the transcript as partial. The record is from RefSeq and is a predicted model, not a curated record.
GUGGGCCGUUCGGAGCGCAGCUACCUGCCCCCGGGGCAGCAGCAGCACCCCCGUGCUGCUGCUGCUCUUCUUUACGACGCUCGUGCUGCUGCUGCUCUUUUUCCAAUUCCUGCUGCUGCGCUGCUGGCCUUUGAGCGUCUCCGGCAGCAGUCUCUCUUAAGUGCUGCUGGCCGCGCAGCCUUUGCUGCCAGAUGCACUCAAAACCUUCUGCAGAACGAGGGGGCCCCCCUGGGGGCCCCCGGGGGGGCCCCCGGGGGGGGCCCCCAGGGGGGCCCCCUCGCUGCAGUUGCUGCGAAGGUCUGCAGCCUCAAAGAGACUUUAGAAAAUGCUUGUGUGGCCCCGCAGCAGGAACUCGAGCUUGCUGCAGGGACUGUCUCCUUUUUGGCCAAGAGUCUGGGCGCAGACAGCUGCAGCAGCAAACCAGGGGCCCCCGCGGGGCCCCUGGGGUCUCCCUUGGGGUUUUUUGCCCCCGCGGACCACCUGGGGGCCCCCCGAGGUUUCUUGGGGGCCCCCGAGGGCAUCCUGGGGGUCCCGGGGGGGCCCCUGGGGGCCCCCUGGGGGCCCCCGGGGGGCACCGGGGGCCCCUGGGGGCCCCUGGCGUGGUACCUGCGGGAAGUCUGUGGGGCCCACCCGGCGCAGUGCGCCCAGGCCUUAGAAAUAGUGCGGGACUUGGGGGCCCUUGCUGGGGCCCACAAGGGGGCCCCCCUCCCUGAGGGGGGCCCCCCUCUAUUUCUGAAGUCUGUGGGGCUCCCGCUGCUCCAGAACCCUAAUAAACUCACAGCCAACGAGAAAGAGCAGCAAAUGGCCAGAGUUUUGCUGCUGGUCGGAGACAGAAAAGGAGUUGCUGCUGCUGCAGCAGUGCUUCUGGCCGCUGGUUGCGCAGGCCCCCCGAGCCCGCAGCAGCAGCAGCAGCAGCAGCAGCAGCAGCGCCGGCAGCGGCAGCAGCAGCAGAACUCACCUUCCUGCAGUUGCCCCUCAAGGGAGGCCCCCGCAGAAUACAAAAGCACAUUCCUGUCUACAGCAGCAGCUAAAAAGGAGACAAAAAAGAGGCAAAAGAGUUAA